Molecule: messenger RNA, 264 nt
Organism: Oppiella nova
Lineage: Eukaryota; Metazoa; Arthropoda; Arachnida; Sarcoptiformes; Oppiidae
Source: the annotation of a GenBank genome assembly
AUGGCCGCCGGGGGAUCGCUUAAACUGAGCCGGGCAUCUCUGGCCAAAACCACGGUGGGCCACAUUGUGAACCUAAUGUCCAAUGAUUUUUCAACGAAUGUCUGCUAUUUACUCGUAGCGCCCAUACAGACUGGGAUCGCCGUAUAUAUCAUAUAUACGGAGAUCGGUUACUACUGCUUCGUAGGCAUUUAUGGGCAAACUUUUCUCGAAAGUCAGGCUAAUGACCGCUCAGUUAACGGACAGUCGACUGCGGCUCAUGAAUGA